AUGGGAGCGAUCGGGGGGACCGGCCGCUCCCGCAGGAGGGAGGCAGCGGGGACCGGGCAAGGGGGGCACUCGGGCGGCUACGAGUCAGGGACUGUGGCCGCCCGGCCGCUGGGGGCAAGGAGGGGAGAGCGGAGCAGGUCACCGCGCCGUGAGCGAGGCCUCCGGGGACGGGCCCGGCCAGGGCACUGCAGCCCCUGGGCAGGAAGCUCUGACCGCGGCGCUCUCAGCCCCGGAGUCUCCCGCCCGCACCAACCUCCAUUAGCAGCGGCGGCGGCAACAACCUGCGCUCGCCAUGUUGAGAGGAAACGACGUCAGGGCCGCGGCCGAAGGACUGCGGAGGAGGAAGCGGCGGCGCGAUACCCCAACCCGGCAGGAAGGCGGAGGGAGGGGCAGGCAGAGCCACGGCACUACGGAGGCUCAGCGGGGACUCGCCUCCUCCCCGCCCUAGCGGUGCGCUACAGGUGCGGAGGAAGGGAGAAGGGCUGGGGAGAGCGAGGCGCUGCCACCUGGGAGCUACUUCAGCAAAGGGAGCGGCAGCACCGCCCCCCUCCGGGCGCCCAGCGAGCGAGCCUCAGGCAGCGCUACCCGUCACUGGGGAGAGACGCCCUCAGGCUGCUCUGCCACCUACCACCACCCUCUUCCGGGGAGAGACUCCCUCGGACAGAGCUGCUCCCCACCCCCAAGUUUCACCCUGGCUAUAGCAAGAGAUUCCUUCAGGGAGACAGCGCCAGGACUCUCCCUGCUCAGGGGAUAAAACUCUUUUGGGCAGACCUGCUUGUCCGGCUCUCCCCAGCAGGAGGAAGUCGGGACUCUGUCGGGCAUAUAGAGAGACCAGCAGGCAGUGGAGGGGAGAGAAGUACUACAACCUGCCAUAACAACACUUCCAGGCCCAGCAUCUGGCUUGUCUGUAGUCUCAGCCUGCAGAAAAACCUCAGGAGGAGACAAUCUGCACCCCUUGCCACCAGCUUGCCAGCAAAAGGAGGAGACAGCUCAUCUCUACUGCCAUUGCCUGAAGCCUGCUUGCCCUGCAGCCAACGCACACUGGAUCUGGGAUUUUGGAUCGAGAGACCUGACCUGCGGGUUCCCAGCUUUAAAGACAGUCAGCGCAGUUCCAGAAGAGAGUGGCCAGCUAGUCCCUCUCCAGUGAUCCAAAGGGAGAAUCUGCUUGCCUGGAUCUGUCUUCUGGCCACUCUUCCAGAUGAGCAACCUGAGUGAGUACCCUGUAUUAUAGGUAGUUAUGGUUUAAUUUUCACCGCAUUGCAUCUGUGAAAGGACUUUCAUCUACUUGGAUCAAGACCUGCACUGCCAAUUCCCAGUAUAAUAAACUGUAAUAUUAAUAACAUCUCUUUACAAGCCUGCUAUGUAUCUCCACGUACACCACCAAGGUACCUGUGGGGGACAGAAAGAAUUGAGUGGUGAGGGACAUUUUUGUUUAGCAACAUUGGGGGAGUGUGUGGUCAUGUGACCUAGUGUGCUUGCUAGCAUAGCCUUUAGUAAUUCAAAAUCAUUAUUAGGGUUGUUGAUUAAUCGCAGUUAACUCACACGAUUAAC
Molecule: messenger RNA, 1551 nt
Organism: Chelonoidis abingdonii (Abingdon island giant tortoise)
Lineage: Eukaryota; Metazoa; Chordata; Testudines; Testudinidae
Source: RefSeq, a predicted model, not a curated record